Molecule: messenger RNA, 1289 nt
Organism: Dermacentor silvarum
Lineage: Eukaryota; Metazoa; Arthropoda; Arachnida; Ixodida; Ixodidae
Product: histone-lysine N-methyltransferase EZH2
Exons: 10
Coding region: 81-1217 (378 amino acids)
Biological process (GO): chromatin remodeling
Molecular function (GO): protein binding; histone H3K27 methyltransferase activity
Source: RefSeq, a predicted model, not a curated record
GACAGAGCCAGCCGUGCUCUUGGAGGGGGAUUCUGCGCGUUGCCGUGUUGUGUUGGCGUUCAAGGGAACGCUGGGUAUUCAUGCAAAUGGAUGUGAGCAGAGUAAGCCCAGAAUGGAGAAAACGAGUUCGUUCCGAAUACAUGCGACUCAGGCAAAUAAAACGCUUCAAGAGGCAUGAUGAAGUCAUGGCGGCAUACAUGACGAACAGGCGGUUCAUUAUUGAAACAGCAGCCCUCUUGCAAAAGCAACAGACGGAGACCAAGGCCAUUCCUCUUUUUCCUACUGACAUGCCCGUACACCUUCCUGUUAUGAAAAAGUGUGAAGUAGAGUUGGCAGAUGGAACCAAGCACGUAGCACCAAUGCGCACAAUGUACGCUGUCAAUCCUAUCCCAACCAUGUACACAUGGGCACCUACUCAACAGAAUUUCAUGGUGGAGGAUGAGACUGUACUGCACAACAUUCCCUACAUGGGAGAUGAGAUUCUGGACCAAGACGGCACCUUUAUUGAGGAACUGCUAAGGAACUAUGAUGGCAAGGUGCAUGGGGACCGAGAUGCGGGGUCAGUGAAUGACGAACUUUUUAUUGAACUGGUUCACGCUCUCAUGGCCUAUGAUGAUGAGCCAGGAAGCAGCAACCAAGCAUGCCUCACCUCACUGCAGCCAUCAGGAUAUUUUAGUGGAAUUUAUUUGGGUAUUGUUAAGUAUCAUUACUUGAUUAUGUAUGUGGUGCCACAAUUUUCUCUCCAUACAGAUCAGUUUGAUGUCCAAAACAUUUCCUGCAAAAAUGUGAGUGUACAGAGGGGCCUGAGAAAGCACCUGUUGCUGGCACCAUCCGAUGUUGCUGGCUGGGGGAUAUUCUUGAAGGAGACAGCUCAAAAAAAUGAAUUCAUAUCUGAGUACUGUGGAGAGAUCAUUUCACAAGAUGAAGCUGAUCGUAGAGGAAAAGUGUAUGACAAGUACAUGUGCAGCUUUCUCUUCAACCUGAACAAUGAUUUUGUUGUGGAUGCCACUCGUAAAGGCAAUAAGAUUCGGUUUGCCAACCAUUCCAUUAACCCGAACUGCUAUGCCAAAGUGAUGAUGGUGAAUGGAGACCACCGUAUUGGCAUUUUUGCAAAACGGCACAUUCAGUCUGGCGAAGAGUUGUUUUUUGACUACAGAUAUGGGCCUACUGAACAGCUCAAGUUUGUUGGCAUUGAGAGAGAACUGGAAUUCUUGUGAUUUUCACUGCGGGUUUGGUUGAUCCUUGCAUCUCUUGUGUGCUACACGCUGUGGGCUACAUAAUUGAAUUUC